This is a messenger RNA of Maniola jurtina (meadow brown), 4767 nucleotides long. RefSeq names its product RB1-inducible coiled-coil protein 1 (gene Atg17). Gene Ontology annotation, cellular component: Atg1/ULK1 kinase complex; phagophore assembly site membrane; extrinsic component of membrane. The coding region runs from base 292 to 4248 and encodes 1318 amino acids. Gene Ontology annotation, molecular function: molecular adaptor activity; protein kinase binding. NCBI's taxonomy places the organism in Eukaryota, Metazoa, Arthropoda, Insecta, Lepidoptera, Nymphalidae. Gene Ontology annotation, biological process: positive regulation of protein phosphorylation; autophagy of mitochondrion; glycophagy. The transcript has 23 exons. The record is from RefSeq and is a predicted model, not a curated record.
AUGUCAGUUUACGUUUUAUAUCAAGACAAGAGGUGGUGUUAUUGUGAAAAGAAAACUUUGUCAUUAGAUUAGAUCAGUGUUUUAAGCUUAAAGUUUAGCUAAUUAUUAUUUUAGUGCGUUGCAUAAUGAAAACUAGCCAUUAAUUAAUCUAAUCGCAAUAAAUCUCAUGUUGUUACUAUGAUGGUCGAGUAAUUUGGGAGUUGUGUUUGGGCAACUUUGGGUGAUUUUUGCCAGGUAUUAUGGUUGAGCAUGGCAUAGUGUCUUAAAAGAUUGCAAAAAUAUCAAACAAACAUGCUUUACGUAUUUCAUGUGGACGCUGGUCAGAUGACCACAUAUGAUAUGAACCUGACCUUACAAAGCGUGGCCAGCUUAAAAGCAGCCAUAGAGAGGAAAACCAAAAUCCCAGCGUCCUCUCUAGUACUUCUUGUAAGUGGGGGAGAGGUGUUGCAGUCCGACCAUAUGGUCUCCUCUUACAGUGCUGGCACAGACACUAACCCAAUAUACAUGUUUAGCAAGCCUUCUGUAAAGGAAAGCCACUUAAAUAAACAGUCAAUGUGUGACCUCAGUCCAAUAAUGGAACUAGAAAGUACGGGUGAGUUCAGAAGUGACAUCCGCAGUGCCUUUGAAGGCAAAUCGGUUGCUGAACUGAAGAGUGGAGUAGAGAAGUGUUGCUCCUCACUACCAAAUGUUCAUACUGUGAUAUCCUGCGCUACCUUAGCGGAGCAGUUUAGCGACCUGGCGCAUGAAGUGUCCAGGAGUUGUGACCAACUUGUACAUGAACAGCAUUUACAGCAUCAGGGUUGGGCGGCGGUCGUAGCAAAUCUAGAAGACAUCUAUAGCGAAUAUUGUGAGAGAUCAACAAGUUUCAAGGAAUCUUUCAAAAAUCAACGACAGAAAAAGGAAGAUUAUCACGAAAAAUUAAAUACAUUAAAUGAUGUGCUGAGAUCUUUGGGCAAGAUUCAAAUACUCCCUGUUCUUCAGUUGAAUGCAGAAGCGCACAGGUUCUCUGGUUUCGACAUAUUCGAGGAGACAGAGUUAGAAGGCCCACAUUAUAAGUAUAACGUACCUUUAGAUAGCAGCUCGGAGAACAGAACUGCAGAUUUUGGAACUGGAGUGUUUAAAUUGUCUGAGGAAGAUGUGUUUGAACAAAGACACGCUUCGACCAGUAAUGAAGGAGCGACGUCGUCAGAGGCCGGGCAACCAGUUGAAGAGUCUGAAGAGGGGGAAUCAUUUAAAGUGGCGUCCGUCGAGAGCAAGAAAGAGUUCACACUCCUGCACUGGAUCCUGGCGCAAGGGAAUGAAGACUCCUUGCAAGACAUUCUCGAUUAUUGCCAGAAGGGACUGGCCUUGAUUGACGCCGAGCCCUUAAAGGAACGGGAAGAAGAACUGUAUCACAUAUUGGAGUAUGCGAACGUGCACGGUCUCAAACAGAUAAAAGGCAUUGAGGACCGCUUGUACGGGCUCGAUCAGCUGAAAAGCGAAGUGAAAAGAAUCGAGCGGGAUCAACACAAGCAAGCUGCUUCUUUAAUUCAGUAUCGCGACCGUUUAAAUUCGGCCUGCGAUCCGUCCGUUUUGCCCACGCUGAUGGAGUCUCAUCGCUGCCAGCUGGACAAGCUGUUGGAAGGUCAUCAACAGCUGGUUGACAUCAGGAGACGCAUCGCCAAAUCCAAGGAUGAACUGUCGCAUAUAUUGAAGGCUAGACUGGAGGCGGUGCUGCUGAUCGAGAACUCGAUGUCGGUGCAGGACGCGCACGCCAUGCUGUCAUUCCAGUGCUUCAACCGCCUCGCGCGCUACUUCGCCAUCGUGGCGCAGCUGCACCGCGCGCCCGCGGUGUUCGUGCGCGCCGUGCACGAAGUCGUCCGGCGGCGCACCUUCUCGCAAGCGCAUCUUAAGUGGGCAACAGACCUGGCACAAAAACUUUUCAAAAUUCACGAGGAAGAAGUUAAUCGGCGUCAAGAAUUCAAUGCCCAUUUUGACGACCACUUUCUCAAAAGCUUAUUCCCCGGAAUGACGGACCUCCCACCUCCCUUCGCGACGCAGGCACCGCCGCCUUUUGAUGUGAAGCUACCAGCACUCACAAACGAAGAUGUAGAAUUUAUAUCAAACGUCUUUCCGGAUCUUGCAAGCGAAAUACCUAAAUAUGACAUGGAUGCUGCUGUCAAAUUUUUUCGACAAAGGCUUAGUUCUUCUGAACAUGAGGAAAAAGAUGCCGAUGUUCAAGUUGAUUUUGAGAAAGACUUUGAGUCCGAAACAGAAACGGAAUUCGAGAAGCUAAGUGGACAAGGUGGACCUGAAAAGCAGAAAAUGGACAUUUCAACAAGUUGCGUUCCCUCGACCAUGGCAGUAUCCACAGUGACUGAGGAUAACAUGGACACCUACAAAAUGAACAUCGAAAAAUUGCAAGAUUUUCUUGUGAAACUCUUUAGUUUGUGCAAAGUAAAUAUAGUUUUAAUAAAAGACGAGCUUGUAAAACUUAAGAGAGAUAUAAAUGAACAAAAGAAUUUUGUCAGUCAGAAGUAUAUAGAAAUCACUGAAGUUUGGGAAAAGGGUUGUGAAGAGACUGAAUUAAGGUUUCGUGAGCAAACUCAGAGGUUAACAGUAGAUCACGAAUUAGAAUUAAGUGACAUGAAGGCAUCUUUAAAUGAGAAAGAUGAUUCAAUAAGUAUAUUAAAGAAAGAGAAAGAAGAACUAAUAUUAGCUCAUAAAAAGGAAAUAGAAAAAUUAGACGUAGAUCAUCAAGCGACAAGAGACUUGCUCGAAAAAACUCGAGAAGAGAUAGACGCGUUUGACAAGAAAUUAAAAGACUUUGAAGUUCAGAAGCAAAAAGAGUUUAAAGAGAUACAGGAGAAGAUGCACCUUGAGUACAAAGCAGAAAUUGAAUCCCUACGAUCGAGGUUCCGAUUAGUAGCUUUAACGAACAACAUGGAUCGUUCCCCAUCGGAGUCUAGUCUAGAAAAAAUAGAGAGAACAGAUGUGAUCGAGAUCAGCAACCACAACGCUAUUGUGAUGCAGACCAAGGAAAAUGCAGAAGUGGAAAAAGAGCAGGCUGUUAAAGAGGCAGUUGAGAAGUGUAAGACCGAGUGGGAACAAAAGUUAAAUGCCGAGAUAUCUUUGUUGAAAGCGAAGUAUGAAGCAGAGAAACAGGUGACGAUAAACGAAGUGACGCGGAGGUUACUGACGGAGAAGGACCGGCAGCUGGAGCUGCUACGGGAGCGCGAGCAGGCGCUGACGCGCGAGUGCCACAAAUACCGCGACACCAUACAGCAGCUGACCGACCCCGAGACCAACGACUAUGAUAACCUACUCAAAACUCAGUUUGCGACACUUGAAAACGAGAAAGCAGUGCUUCAGCAACAAGUUGCGGAUCUGAAGAAGGAAUUAGACAAGAGAAAUGAUGAGGCAGAUAAGAGCAGAGAAGAUGAUAGUGAAGGCAGGUCGUCACCAAAGAAGGAGGAAGGCAAGCGGUCGCGGACGCGCUGUCACACGCCGCUGGGGCUGGCCGGCGGCACGCUGAGCCUGUCGUCGUGUCUGCCCGGACACACCGUGCUCGUGCUGUGGGACCCUGCGCAUCUCAACUACACCGUUAUGCAGGAAGCGUCGAUAAUGUACUUCGUGCACAGCGACUGCCUGGCCGCUCUGGAUCUCAGCAUACACGUGAAAAACGAAAGCGAACGGCGCCUCUACGCGGUUGCCACGGUCGAGUCCAAGGAAUACUGCUAUGCUAAGAAGAGUGGCAACCGGUAUCAGAUGCCUCGCGGUUCGCGCUUCUACCGAGUGUUCGUGAAACCGCUGAAGCCGCACCCGCCUCACCCGCCGUGCUGCGACCAUCGCCACAAGCAGGAUGCAAUGGCGGGCAGCGUCCUCUCCAUGCUGAGCGGCACGCGACCGCUCAAGAAAUGGUUGACCUACAUGCAUGCCCCAGAUAUGCAGAAAUCGGUGGACACUAGUCAGUCUACGAGUUCGAACACCGACGAAACGAGUCGCGUGGAAGUGGCCACUGCUACGCUAAUCAAUCUGGAGUCUCCCGUGUCGACGAGUGAAGGGGCCGCCGCGCCUGGCGUUCCUUCCGAGGACCAGUUGGAUUCCAUCGAGGCGAGUGAGCAGUGGCAGACUGCGAGGCUGCAAGCUUCUACGACUAGUGCCGUUACUGACAUGGAGUGCAGCGUGGGGCGGUGUCCGGGCCCGGAGCCCGAGCCGGCGGGCGCGGCGCCGCCGGGCGCCGAGUUGGCCGAGGAGGCGACGCCCUGACGACCCCCGCGCCCCGCGCCAUCUCGCGAACACUGAGACUUGCUUCUGUUAUAUAGGGCUGCUAUAUGUCUUUGACAGUUGUUUAAUCCUCAAGUAGACAUACACAAAGGUAAACAUAUUAUUCUAUUUCACGACGACAGUUCGGCUAUGUUUGUGUGAGUGGACACGUACACAUUAUUACAGUGUGCGUGGCACUCAGGCUAUGAUCUGUACAACGCACUUUGACUUUGCUCAGACUUAAGAUAUGUACUGCUAAAACGGGACGGCGUUAUAUCACUAACAUAAAUCUGUCUCGUUUUGACUGAAGCUUAAAUCUAAGCAAAGUCAAAGUGCGCUCUAUAGAUCUCAGUUUCAGUUUCGAACGCGUCGUGGUUAACGUGUCGCACACAAACGCGUUAACGCGUAUCGAUACACCUACUGCUACAACCAAGGCUGAGCGGUGUUCAUGAAAUAGAAUAACUGAACCUAUAUUUAUGCUAUACAGGUUGUGCGCAAACUGCCGACUUAUAUCUAAAAACU